This is a messenger RNA of Procambarus clarkii (red swamp crayfish), 2253 nucleotides long. Its product is annotated as semenogelin-1-like. The record is from RefSeq and is a predicted model, not a curated record. Lineage: Eukaryota; Metazoa; Arthropoda; Malacostraca; Decapoda; Cambaridae.
AUGGGAGGAACAGCAUCAUCAUGGGAGGAACAGCAUCGUCACGGGAGGAACAGCAUCAUCACGGGAGGAACAGCAUCAUCAUGGGAGGAACAGCAUCAUGGGAGGAACAGCAUUAUCAUGGGAGGAACAGCAUCAUCACGGGAGGAACAGCAUCAUCACGGGAGGAACAGCAUCAUCACGGGAGGAACAGCAUCAUCACGGGAGGAACAGCAUCAUCAUGGGAGGAACAGCAUCAUCACGGGAGGAACAGCAUCAUCACGGGAGGAACAGCAUCAUCAUGGGAGGAACAGCAUCAUCAUGGGAGGAACAGCAUCAUCAUGGGAGGAACAGCAUCAUCAUGGGAGGAACAGCAUCAUCAUGGGAGGAACAGCAUCAUCACUGGAGGAACAGCAUCAUCACGGGAGGAACAGCAUCAUCACAAGAGGAACAGCAUCAUCACAAGAGGAACAGCAUCAUCAUGGGAGGAACAGCAUCAUCACUGGAGGAACAGCAUCAUCACGGGAGGAACAGCAUCAUCACAAGAGGAACAGCAUCAUCACAAGAGGAACAGCAUCAUCACGGGAGGAACAGCAUCAUCACAAGAGGAACAGCAUCAUCAUGGGAGGAACAGCAUCAUCAUGGGAGGAACAGCAUCAUCAUGGGAGGAACAGCAUCAUCAUGGGAGGAACAGCAUCAUCACAAGAGGAACAGCAUCAUCACGGGAGGAACAGCAUCAUCAUGGGAGGAACAGCAUCAUCACAAGAGGAACAGCAUCAUCACAAGAGGAACAGCAUCAUCACAAGAGAAACAGCAGCAUCAUGGGAGGAACAGCAUCAUCACAAGAGGAACAGCAUCAUCAUGGGAGGAACAGCAUCAUCAUGGGAGGAACAGCAUCUUCACAAGAGGAACAGCAUCGUCACGGGAGGAACAGCAUCAUCAUGGGAGGAACAGCAUCAUCAUGGGAGGAACAGCAUCAUCAUGGGAGGAACAGCAUCAUCAUGGGAGGAACAGCAUCAUCAUGGGAGGAACAGCAUCAUCAAUGGAGGAACAGCAUCAUCACGGGAGGAACAGCAUCAUCACAAGAGGAACAGCAUCAUCACAAGAGGAACAGCAUCAUCACGGGAGGAACAGCAUCAUCAUGGGAGGAACAGCAUCAUCACUGGAGGAACAGCAUCAUCACGGGAGGAACAGCAUCAUCACAAGAGGAACAGCAUCAUCACAAGAGGAACAGCAUCAUCAUGGGAGGAACAGCAUCAUCAUGGGAGGAAUAGCAUCAUCACGGGAGGAACAGCAUCAUCACGGGAGGAACAGCAUCAUCACAAGAGGAACAGCAUCAUCACAAGAGGAACAGCAUCAUCAUGGGAGGAACAGCAUCAUCACAAGAGGAACAGCAUCAUCACAAGAGGAACAGCAUCAUCAUGGGAGGAACAGCAUCAUCACAAGAGGAACAGCAUCAUCACGGGAGGAACAGCAUCAUCAUGGGAGGAACAGCAUCAUCACAAGAGGAACAGCAUGAUCACAAGAGGAACAGCAUCAUUACAAGAGAAACAGCAUCAUCAUGGGAGGAACAGCAUCAUCAUGGGAGGAGCAGCAUCAUCACGGGAGGAACAGCAUCGUCACGGGAGGAACAGCAUCAUCACGGGAGGAACAGCAUCAUCAUGGGAGGAACAGCAUCAUCAUGGUAGGAACAGCAUCAUCACGGGAGGAACAGCAUCAUCACGGGAGGAACAGCAUCAUCAUGGGAGGAACAGCAUCAUCAUGGGAGGAACAGCAUCAUCACGGGAGGAACAGCAUCAUCACAAGAGGAACAGCAUCAUCACAAGAGAAACAGCAUCAUCAUGGGAGGAACAGCAUCAUCACGGGAGGAACAGCAUCAUCACGGGAGGAACAGCAUUAUCAUGGGAGGAACAGCAUCAUCACGGGAGGAACAGCAUCAUCACGGGAGGAACAGCAUCAUCACGGGAGGAACAGCAUUAUCAUGGGAGGAACAGCAUCAUCACGGGAGGAACAGCAGCAUCACAGGAGGAACAGCAUUAUCAUGGGAGGAACAGCAUCAUCACAAGAGGAACAGCAUCAUCACAAGAGGAACAGCAUCAUCACAAGAGAAACAGCAGCAUCACGGGAGGAACAGCAUCAUCACCAGAGGAACAGCAUCAUCACAAGAGAAACAGCAGCAUCACGGGAGGAACAGCAUCAUCACAAGAGGAACAGCAACAUCACGGGAGACCAUUACAGCAUGGUCCAAGAGCUGCCUCACAUUGCCUUAACGUAUAA